Messenger RNA from Drosophila eugracilis, 1207 nucleotides. Its product is annotated as malate dehydrogenase, mitochondrial. NCBI's taxonomy places the organism in Eukaryota, Metazoa, Arthropoda, Insecta, Diptera, Drosophilidae. The record is from RefSeq and is a predicted model, not a curated record. Gene Ontology annotation, cellular component: cytoplasm; mitochondrion. The coding region runs from base 103 to 1146 and encodes 347 amino acids. Gene Ontology annotation, biological process: tricarboxylic acid cycle; malate metabolic process. The transcript has a single exon. Gene Ontology annotation, molecular function: L-malate dehydrogenase (NAD+) activity.
UUUUACAAAUACAUCAAAUCUGGUUUGCUGUACAUUUGAAUUCUCCUUUGCCUUCUACAGUAAUCUUAAUAAGCUUUGAUCAGUUUAUAUAAAAAUUUAAAAAUGUUUAGUCUUCGGUUGUUCACCCAGGUAUGCAGAGUGCCUCUUGUUCCCCCCAAGUAUGGAUGCGCUGGCAGCAGCAGGCGCGGUCUUAAGGUCGCCGUUGUGGGUGCAGUGGGUGGAAUCGGACAACCGCUCGCCCUUCUUCUCAAGCAGAAUCCCCACAUCUCGGUGCUAACUCUGCACGACAUAAAGAAUACUAAUGGAGUUGCUGCAGAUCUAUCGCAUAUCAAUACGAAAUCUACGGUGUGCCCAUUCGAGGGAAAGGAUGGAUUAAAAAAGGCAAUUGAAAAGGCGGAUAUAGUGGUGAUUCCGGCAGGUAUGCCCCGACAGCCCGGAAUGAAACGAGAGGAUUUGGUGGGCGUGAAUGCUAGCGUGGCUUGCGAAGUUGCAAUUGCAGCCAGCGCCGUUUGUCCUGGAGCCAUGCUCGCCUUCAUCACGAAUCCAAUCAACGUGAUUGUACCCAUCGUGGCCACUAUUCUCAAGGCCAAAGGUACAUAUGACCCGAAUCGACUCUUCGGAGUUACCACCCUCGAUGUGGUUCGAGCUAAGACUUUUGUUGGUGAAAUCCUUAAUGUUAGUCCACAAAAUGUCAAUUUGCCCGUCAUCGGUGGCCAUACCGGUCGCACUAUCCUGCCCAUACUCUCACAGUGUGAUCCUCCCUACAAGGGCAACGACAAGGAACGAGAUGCACUGAUCCAUCGCAUCCAAGAUGCGGGCACAGAGGUGGUCAAUGCCAAGGCUGGUCUGGGAUCCGCUACCCUAUCAAUGGCCCACGCUGCAGCUACCUUUGUUAAUUCUCUUAUCAAGGCUAUCAUGGGCUCAAAAGAGUGUAUAGUGGAGUGUGCCUAUGUGGAAUCGGAUGUGACUGAGGCCCAGUUCUUUGCUACCCAACUGAUCCUGGGCCCCAAGGGUAUCAAGCAUAAUGUCGGACUGCCGGAAUUGGACGAUGCGGAGCAGAAAGCCUUGAAGUUUAUGCUGCCCAUCUUGAAGGAGAGUAUUGCGAAAGGUAUCAAGUUGGGAGAGGAUAUGGUCGAUUGUUGUUAAUAUUGAAUUUGUUUUUACCUAAACUUAUUUCAAUUAAAAAUUAAGGUUAUUUUUUACAGAA